AUGAUUAGUGGGUAUAGCCAGAAAGGACAUAAAGAAGAGGCUGUCAAUCUUUUUGUCGAGAUCAUGUUGAGACCUGAUCAGUCGACGUUUCCUUCAAAUAUGGCAGCUUUGGGAAGGGGAAAGAGUUUCCACGCUUGUGAUGUGAAGUACUUGGCUGAUCUUGGAUUAUUAAUUAAUAGUAGCAAUGGUGGUGACAAUUUUGUACUAAGGGAGUUUAUUGGAAAAUUAGGAAGUAUUUGUAAUUCUGGUGAAAUUUCACCAAAUUCUUUUGUUGAUAGUAAUAGUAAUUCUUGCUAUGCUACUCCAUUGAAUUCUCCUCCAAGACUUAAUCUUUCCAAUUUUGAUCAUCAAAUUAAAGGAAACUUUCUAACUAAUAGUAGUACUAGUAAUUUGCCACAUUUUUCUGCUGAUCUUGGAUUUGGAAGAUCCGACAUGCCCGAUGAGAUUUCUCAAGAUAACCAGAAUAUGUUACUUAAUUCUAUGCAGGUUUCAACAGAAAAUAAUGAAUCAAGUGCCAAAAGAAGCAAAUCUGAUGAACAAAAUGGAAGUGAUAAAGAACAAAAUGACGAAAAUCAAAAGCCUCAAGAGCCACAAAAGGAUUAUAUUCAUGUUAGAGCCGGAAGGGGUCGUGCCACUGAUGCACAUAGUCUUGCUGAAAGGGUCAGAAGAGAGAAAAUUGGUGAAAGAAUGAAGUUUUUACAAGAUCUUGUACCUGGCUGCAAUAAAGUGACCGGAAAAGCUGUAAUGCUUGAUGAGAUCAUUAACUAUGUGCAAUCCCUCCAAUGCCAAGUUGAGGUAAAUUACUUUAAGUUUUUAAAAUAA
This is a messenger RNA of Lycium ferocissimum, 822 nucleotides long. RefSeq names its product transcription factor bHLH62-like. The record is from RefSeq and is a predicted model, not a curated record. Bases 1 to 822 code for a protein of 273 amino acids. The transcript has 7 exons. Gene Ontology annotation, molecular function: protein dimerization activity; DNA-binding transcription factor activity. NCBI's taxonomy places the organism in Eukaryota, Viridiplantae, Streptophyta, Magnoliopsida, Solanales, Solanaceae. Gene Ontology annotation, cellular component: nucleus. Gene Ontology annotation, biological process: regulation of DNA-templated transcription.